GCCGGCUCUCAAUUCUCAUUUCAGUUUUCCUCUUUCAAUAUCGGUGUCCUGUCUGUAGAUUGCUGGAAAAUCAGUGCAUCUCUUCCAUGAUUUAGAGCCGUUUUCAGCCUCUGAUCAGCUCUUUUGGUUCUGUUCUGGAGGCUGCUAGUUCAAUUUGAGGCUGCCCAUUUGAGCUGGAGUCUUUCUUUCCCUUCUUGCGGACUGGUUUAGAAGGGAAAGAAAGAAAAAAAUUUUGAGGGAAAAUAUUUUUUUUGGCAGUUCUUUUUUGCCUUUGGAUUUUGGAAUCUGAAAAUGAGUGUAGUUUCUGGUGUUAUUUCACGGCAAGUAUUGCCAGCAUGCGGCAGCCUUUGUUUCUUUUGCCCUGCUAUGAGGCCAAGGUCCAGACAGCCAAUCAAGAGGUACAAGAAGCUCAUUGCUAGCAUUUUUCCUCGAAAUCAGGGUGAUGGGCCAAAUGAUCGGAUGAUUGCAAAAUUAUGUGAAUAUGCUUCUAAAAAUCCACUGCGCAUACCGAAGAUUGCAACUUCUCUUGAACAAAGGUUUUACAAGGAACUGAGAAAUGAGAACUUUGACUCUGCAAAAAUUGUGAUGUGCAUUUACAAGAAAUUGUUGAUCUCUUGUAAGGAACAAAUGCCUCUAUUUGCAAGUGGCUUACUGAGCAUUAUGGAUAUUCUAUUGGAUCAAAUACGACAGGAUGAACUACAAAUUAUAGGAUGUGAGACUCUUUUUGACUUUGUAAAUAAUCAGAAGGAUGGAACUUAUAUGUUCAAUUUAGAAGGCUUUAUUCAUAAACUCUGUCAAUUAGCUCAAGAGGUGGGAGAAGAAAAAAGGGCACAAGGUCUACGUGCAGCAGCACUGCAAGCUCUUUCUUCCAUGGUUUGGUUUAUGGGUGAACACACACAUAUUUCAUUGGAGUUUGACAAUAUCGUUUCAGUUGUCUUGGAAAAUUAUGAAGAUCCUACCAAAAAAUCAGAGAACCUUGACACUGACAAGCUGGGUACUCAAGGUAGGUGGGUUCAAGAAGUCCGCAAAAAUGAGGGUCAUGUAAUUCAUGUCAAUCCAUCAGAGGUCAUUAGAGGGGUUCCUUCUUGGAGAGCAAUUGUUAAUGAAAAUGGAGAAGUAAACGUGACAGCGGAUGAUGCACGUAAUCCCACCUUUUGGUCCAUAGUCUGCUUGCAUAACAUGGCCCAGUUAGGGAAGGAGACCACAAACAUUCGGCGUGUAUUGGAAUCUUUGUUCCGCUACUUUGAUAAUACAAAUUUAUGGUCUCCUGAAUAUGGUCUUGCAUUCCCAGUGUUAAAGGAUAUGCAGUCUUUAAUGGAAAAUUCUGGGCAAAAUACACAUGUUCUGCUGUCCACAUUGAUUAAGCAUCUUGAUCAUAAAAAUGUCCUUAAACAGCCCAAAAUGCAGCUUGAGAUUAUUGAAGUUACAACCUCUCUUGCUCAACAUGCAAAGGUUGAGUCUUCUGUAGCAAUAAUUGGCGCAGUGAGUGAUCUUAUGAGGCAUUUGCGGAAAAGCAUACAUUGCUCACUCGAUGACGUGGAUCUGGGUGCUGAUGUAAAAAAUUGGAACAAAAGCUAUAGAGAAGCCGUGGACAAGUGUCUUGUGGAAUUAUCAUAUAAGGUGGGAGAUGCAGGUCCAAUUGUUGAUGCUAUGGCUGUGAUGUUGGAGAACAUCUCCACUAUUACAGUUAUGAGUAGAACGACAAUUUCUGCUGUUUAUCGCACUGCUCAAAUUGUAGCUCCAAUACCUAAUUUAUUAUAUCAAAAGAAGGCAUUCCCUGAGACUUUGUUUCAUCACUUAAUUCCAGCUAUGGUCCACCCUGAUCAUGAAGUACGACUUGGAGCCCACCGCAUCUUUUCUGUUGUUCUAGUGCCAUCUUCAAUUUCCCCUUGUCAAUCCUCAACUAAUUCUGAAGCAAAUAAAGGCCUAAAUCUUCGAACACUUUCAAGAACCGUCUCUGUCUUUUCAUCCUCAGCCGCUCUUUUUGAGAAGCUAAGGAAAGAGAAAACUUCCUUUAAGGAAAAUUCACACCAAGACAACCAAGAAACUGUUGUGGAAGGUGAAGAAAUCAGGAGCGGUAUGCUUGAUACUUUGAAGCUUUCAUACAGUCGAGUCUACAGUGUGAAAAAUUCUCCUGCACAUUUGACAACAGUUGAAAAUCCUGUCAGCAAUAAGGAAACGGAGGCAGGUUCUCUAAGGCUGAGUAGUCUUCAGAUUAAUCUGUUGCUGACAUCAAUUUGGGUACAGUCCAUUUCUCCAUUGAAUACACCUGAAAACUACGAAGCAAUUGCUCAUACAUAUGGCCUGGUUAUACUGUUUUCCCGAGCCAAGAACUCCAGUAAUGAAUCUCUGAUUCGAAGCUUUCAGCUUGCAUUUUCCUUACGAGACAUAGCUCUUAAUGAAGGAGCGCCACUACCACAGUCGCGUCAUAGAUCCCUCUUUACUUUGGCAACCUCAAUGAUUCUCUUUUCAGCAAAAGCAUAUAAUAUUGUUCCAGUUGUUCAGUGUGCCAAGGUUGUGCUUACAGAAAAAAUGGUUGAUCCAUUUUUGCACUUGGUCGACCAGAAGUUAAAGGCUGUUAAAGCUGGAUCUGACCACUGCACGAAUUUUUAUGGAUCUAAGGAGGAUGAUGAUUCAGCUUUGAAAUUUCUUUCAGAAAUAGACAUUACAGGGGACCAAAGCAAAGAAUUCCUUGCUGCUGAGAUAGUCAAGAGCUUGGAAAAUUUUCCUGAUUCUGAAUUAUCCAUUGUACAUGAGCAGCUCCUCAAUGAAUUCUUACCAGAUGAUGUGUGCCAAUUAGGAGGCCAGUAUAUGGAUGCUCUAUGUAAGCUUGAUCAGGGUGAUAAGAUGGUGGCAAUAGAUGAAGAUGUUUUUGUAGAUUCUGUGGAAGAUGAAGCCAAAGCUAAUAAGGAGUUGGUCUUUCAGAAUCCCAUACUUUUAAGUGUAAAUCAGCUUCUAGAAUCAGUCUUGGAUGCCGCUGCGCAUCAAGUGGGAAGAUUGUCUAUAACUGCACCUGAUAUGCCUUACAAAGAAAUGGCCCAUCACUGUGAGACUCUUCUAAUGGGAAAGCAAAAGAAGAUAUCUAAGGUGUUGAGCGCCCAAAUGAAGCAGGAAAGUUUGAUUAGCUUGUCUUCAGAGAAUCAUGGUGAGGAGAUGAAGAAGGAUGGCUAUCCUUUUAUUGACCUGAGCUUCACUGCUGACUCACAAAGAUUAUCUGUUGCGACUAUUCCGAAGCAAUAUGCCACAAAACAUCAACAUAAUCCCGACUUCUUAAGGCUGCCAUCAUCGUACCCUUACGAUAACUUUCUAAAAGCUGCUGGUUGUUGAACCUGACAAAGAAUCCGAGAACACUUCUUCCCUAGCUAGACAAGAAACUUGGGGUACUGAAGUGAAUAAGCAGUUCAAAGUUUUUAAGCCUUGCAGCUUCAGGAAUAUGCUGUUUUUCUUUUUUUUCCAAAAUUAGUGUUAGUUUAUGUAAGAAGAACCGAGAUCGAGUUUGUUAAAGUUUUCUCAUUAAAUUCUUUGAUUCUUUUGUUUUUUUGGUCUCUACAAGCUUUUGAGCAGUGAUUUGCCUUAAGCUUCUUCCCUUGUAUUCCAAAAUUUCCAAGGAGUCAUUCCUUUUAUGUUUAAAGAAUAGUUUAUAUAUUGUUAUGUAAUUCUUUCCUUAAGGCAAUGGGAUAGAGUAUGUAAAGUUCGAACUUGUGAUUUAUUCCAGAGCAAUUAUUGCUUAAACUUAGUUCAUGAAGUAUUUUUUCUUUCCUA
Manihot esculenta (cassava) is the source of this 3762-nucleotide messenger RNA. Its product is annotated as protein SEMI-ROLLED LEAF 2. Bases 292 to 3327 code for a protein of 1011 amino acids. The transcript has 20 exons. NCBI's taxonomy places the organism in Eukaryota, Viridiplantae, Streptophyta, Magnoliopsida, Malpighiales, Euphorbiaceae. The record is from RefSeq and is a predicted model, not a curated record.